Neoarius graeffei (lesser salmon catfish) is the source of this 1593-nucleotide messenger RNA. RefSeq lists its product as uncharacterized. Bases 469 to 1593 code for a protein of 374 amino acids. Lineage: Eukaryota; Metazoa; Chordata; Actinopteri; Siluriformes; Ariidae. The record is from RefSeq and is a predicted model, not a curated record. The transcript has 2 exons.
CUGCGGCAAGCUUAACUCAGAACGACCUGGCAUACUUUAAAAAUCAGCUAUACACAUCUAAAGAUAAAGUUGAACAGGACGCUAUACUUCUGUCCCACUUGGAGAUUAUGCCAGUUCAACGGAGGAGGGAACAAGUUGAUGAUGAAGACAAGAGACGGCAGAGAGACGUGACCAUCAAAUACUCCGUUCUGAAGGAAGAUAAAACAAGGGUUCCUGUCUGCCAGGCGUCUUUCAUGAGCAUUUUCUGUGUCAAGAAAGACAGAGUCCAGGGCAUUGCCAGGCACUGGCUACAAACUGGCAAGGCAUGCCCAGAAAAAAAGAGGAGGCUCAAGACCAAAUCCUGAAAUAACUGCCAAGAAGGAGGUCAUCAGAGGUCACAUUAAGUCCUUUGCCUGCAGAGCAAGCCAUUACGCCAGACGUGGUGCUCCAGGCAGAAAGUAUCUGCCUAGUGACCUAAGUGUUGCAAAAAUGCAUCGCCUUUUUUCGGAGCAGAAUCACCUUCAAGUGACUUACUCACUAUAUUGGAGCAUUUUCGUAUAUGAUUUCAACUUGGCCUUCGGACAUCCGGCAAAGGAUGUAUGUUCCAUGUGUGUUAAGUCCCGGAUGGCGAUGAAUGACCCUGGCUUAAAAGAAGAAGAGAAACGAGAGAAAAUCCUGCAAUACUCCCUCCACAGACGCCGUGCCCGUCAGUUCUACAAUAUCCUGAAUGAUGUGGGGGAUUCCUUCACUGUCUGCUUUGACGUCAUGGAGAACCUUGUCCUGCCGAAAUCUGCCAUAGUUCAGACGUACUACUCCAGGCAACUCUACUACUACGUCUUUGGAGUGGUGCGUCACCAUGGCAGAGGAGAAUCCCAAAGUAGGCAUGAUAUCCACCUGUACACAUGGCUUGAGUAUGAGAACGCGAAGGACAGCAACAUGAUUGCCUCAGCUCUCCAACACUAUUUCACAGCUGUAGCUGCAGACAACCUCCACCUGUGUCAGUGCCUGCGCCUGUUCUCCAACUCAUGCUAUGGCCAAAACAAGAACAUUAAUGUGCUGUCUAUGCUGUUUGGCCUCCGGUCACAGCUGUUCCCCCACCUCACCAUCAACUAUUUUUUUCCAGUACGAGGACACAGCUUCCUCCCAGCUGACAGGGUGUUCGGCAGGAUCGAACAAGACAUCAGAAAGCACACCACCAUUCUGCUGCCAGACGAAUACGCAUCCAUACUUCACAGGCAUGGCAAUAUCCAUCAAUAUGGGAGAGAUUGGCAGUGCUAUGAUUUCAAGAAGGAAGCCGCCGCCUUCACCACCCAGCAACGAUCCUUCAAAAUUAGUGACGCCAGGGUCAUUCAAAUAUGUGGGGAAAGGCUGGAUGUCAAGUCUUCUUUUGCUGGGGAUUUUACUCAGCAUUCCGUGCUGAAAAGAGGGAAGAGGUGGCCAGAGUUUGCACCGGCUCCUCUACCUGAUGUCAACUGUGUGAAGCUGGCAAAGAAGAGGGAUGUGCUGAAGCUGUUGUGUGAGUUGGGAGUGCCUGCAACUGUGCAGGAGUUGUACAAUGAUGUCUUGUCAAGUGCAGGUGACAGGGACAUUGCACAAGAUUUGGAGGAUGAGUAA